AUGACUGCACCUGGUAAAGCAAGAGUUGCAUUAUGGUUAACUACAUUAUUUAUAGUAACUCUUGGUAGUCUAGGAUCUAUUAUAUAUAAUAAACCAUUAGGAUUAAAAGGACUAGGAGUAGCCGAUCCAAUACCUGGUCAAGUUUGGUACAAUGGAGUGAUUGCUGUCAAUGCCGCCUUGUUUGCUUGUAUUGUCUUUGAACUUUUAAAUAGAACUUGGUUAAUGAUGGUUGGAGCAACUUGUGUUGAUCAAAGAAGAGAUUCUGUUUUUUGUUUUGUUUAUUCAAUGGUUAAAUGGUGGAAAUUAUUAAUGAUAUUGAGUGUCAUUGCAGCAUUUAUUUUAUCAUUAGGUACAGGACUCAUAUUUUUAAUUGGCAAAGGUAAUGCCAAAAAUCCAAUCGAUAUUCCUAGAUUGAUAGCCACCGAUGCUGUUGCAUUUAUCGAAUUAUUCUUUUCAACAUUUAGUUAUCUUCAAUCUCGUGGAUUACAAAAGAAACAAGAUGAAGAAGAAGAAGCUCUUCAUGCCUCCUUUGGCAAAGAGAGAUACAAUAAUGAGAGAAACUUAGGAAUGGAAGAUAAAUGUUAUUUCAAAUAUAGAGAGAUAUCAGAUAUUAUAUUAUUCAAGAUCAUUGGAUUUGUAGAUGACAAUGUAGAUAUCAUCUGUUUGAUGAUGACAUGUAAAGCGUUCUAUAAUGAUUGUAGAUCAAUGCUUGAAACAAUGUAUGAAACGAAACGUCAAGUCUUGUCAUUGACACAACAACCGAUAGUCGUAUUUAAAAGAGUUGAAAGUACACCUGAAUGGUUAUCUUUUAAAUUAAAUAUUAGACAAGCAUUUGGAAAUAUAUACAAUACUAGUUUCUUGUUGGAACAAAGACUCAAAAAGGAGAAAAAGGAACAAAUGGAAAUCAAAGAGUUUGAAGUAGUGAAUCAAAAGAUUGACUCUUUUAAACAAAUCGUAUCAAGUAAUGUGGAGUGCUUGGUAGUCAAUAAUUGCGAGUUUACUAUUGACAAGAACGACUUUUACCCAAGUUUAAAGGAUUUUAUUAUAACUUGUGAUGUAGAUCAACCAAUAUUUCCAACCAUUCAAUCGUGGCCACAAACACUUACCAAAUUGUGUAUUGGCACUCAUUCCAUAUAUCUGCAACCUGAUAUCCAAAAGAGUCUCCCACCAUCAUUGACCACACUCGACAUCUCUUUUGACGAUGAAGAACCAUUUCAACUCGCCCAUCUUGGUCAUCUCACACAAUUGACUUGUCUGAAUGUCGCAUCGGCAAGUUUCGUUCCUAUUCCUUCCGACGAUUUCAAGAUACCUCCAAACCUAGAGAGGUUGGUGUUAUACUUUUACCUUGAAGUAACCACAGACCAGGCCGACUACUAUCCAACUAGUCUCACAACCAUGUCUACACGUUCAGUCUUUAAAGAUGAUCAAGAUCAGUGCCAACCUAUCCUCCCAUCGACCCUCACAUCACUCUAUAUUGGGUUUUGUGAUUGUUUUUUGUCGCUAGGAUACAUUCCACAAACAGUGAUAGAUCUAGACAUCACAUUUUCAAACGGAGCAAUCGACAAGGUCAUUCCAACAGGUGUGCAAACUCUACGCAUCAUAAACCAAACCACCCGUCACCUACCACCAGAUUGCAUCCCAGACUCUGUCACUCAUCUUAAAUACCAUAGUAUUUACCGGUCGGUACCAGUCGCCAUUACACACAACAUGCAACAACUAUCUUGUCCGGGGUAUGAUCGAAAUCAAGUGUUGGUACCCGACAUACCUUCCUCCCUCAAAUCGAUCGACUACACCUUCCCAUUGACUUUAGUUCAACCCUUUCCCAUUUUCUAUUUGCCAACUUCUUUAGAAGAAUUAACAUUGCCUCUUGUUAAUAUUUCCGACUAUCAUUCAAAUCAUCCUUUUGACCGUCUUCCCAUCUAUUCACUGCCCACCAAUGACAUUUAUAUCAUCAACAAUACCCAAGAUAUCAAUGACCAACUAUACAAGAAACAAGAUUUGGUCAUACCAUACAACAUCAAAAGGUUAACUUGUAAAUUGGAUACCGGACACGACCCUGUGGAAUCAUAUUGUAUCAGAAUUGAUCAAAUCAUUUACAACACUAGAAUCACUUCCCUCUCCAUCUAUGACCAAAAUCGAUAUUGUCAACUUGAUUUUCAAGUUAGAAGAUUGGGAAAUGAUGAUAUUAGUAUCUACAAUCAUACUAGUAACUUUAUUCUAAUUUCAAAUAAUACUUUAUUUGGUGGAAUCUUUAUCAAUAAUAAUCAUAGUGAAAAAUUAUAUCUUCAUUAUUCUUUUGUUUUUAAUCAAUAUAAAGUUUUUAUAUCAGAAUCACCUCUACCUUUUAAAUAA
Molecule: messenger RNA, 2352 nt
Organism: Cavenderia fasciculata
Lineage: Eukaryota; Evosea; Eumycetozoa; Acytosteliales; Cavenderiaceae
Exons: 5
Coding region: 1-2352 (783 amino acids)
Source: RefSeq, a predicted model, not a curated record